AAAUGGCACACGUCUCUUCACGCCACCACGGGGCACCUCGCCGCCGCCGCCGACGUCGCCAUCGCCGAGUUCCUCCACGCAACAAUCCGCUUCCCCCGCAAGGAAGCAGCGCCGCGCGGCCGUCUCCGACCUGCGAAUCCGCCAUUAAAUCCGCGCGGCAGGGGGGGUGCUCUGCGUCGCCGGUGGGCGCGCGUAACCUUUUCUCUCCCCUCCCCCCCUCCCCGUCUCCCGAUCUGCAGGGCUGCCGGCCGGCCGGCGACCUGAGUUUGGGAGGGUUUGACGCGCGGCUCGCCUCCAUCUCCGUCGGAAACGAGCUCAAAGAAAAUGGUAAUCCUCUGUGCUAGCCACAUUGGCAUCAGUACUACCCGUUCCCGAUUCUGGUCAGGAUGGUUGUCGCAGAAUGGCUGUCCCAGAAUGUGUUAUCAUAUCCCUGUAAAUAUAAGGAAACUCAGAAAGCAAAACAGACGUCAGCGGGUGAUCACGUUGUCUAAAAGUUCUGCAUUACAAGAUCCUGUUUCCUCUGUGAAGCCUUCACGCCUUCUGCAAACAGAUGAACUACGUAUAUUUCACAACAGUGUACCUGAAGAGAUAAUUUCAACAGUCAGAUUGGAAGAAUCUGAUGCAUUCUAUAUGCUAGAACUUAGCACGAGCAGAGAAUUUAGCUCGUCUUUGCUAGAUAAGAACGCUGCCAUCUUAAUCUGUAUAAUUGAUGCCAAUGGUGAUUCCCUGUUACAAAGAGUACCAGCAGCCUAUUGUAAUCAUUCUGCACAAGGCAGAGAGGCCGAGAAAUUGCUUCCCUUCCAAAGCGGUUCAGUUGAUGUUGUCACCUUUAGAGGCUCUAAGCUGCAAAGAAUUAAAGAAAUCUGGGUUGGUCUUGAGUCAGGCUCAUGGAGAAUAGAUAAUUUAAGCUUGAAAGUUAUCCAUGGACAGUUGAAUACACCUCCAGAUCUGGAGGAAACACCUGAACUCAAGUUCAAUGGUCUGCAGUACACAUUUGACAAACUCAGCAUGCUGCUUGGAGAGGAUGGAGCUUCAGUUGUGGAAGCAAGACCUGUGGCUGUCACUGAUCUCACGGGAAUAAGCCUUUCUGAUCUCCAAGAGGGGCAAUUAUCCUCAGCAAGCACAGCUUCAAGCAUCCUUGAAAUGAAAGAGGAUGGCUUGAAAGAGUAUGCUGACCUCAAGCAGUCGCUGCUGCUCUACGAUCUUGCUAUUGUGAUAACAGGUUUCUCUGCCUUCACCUUGGCUUCAAAUGACAGUGCUGCCCUCUCGUUCCUUGUUGGAGGCAUUGGAGGAUUUCUCUAUCUGUUGCUGCUCCAAAAAUCUGUAGACGGGUUGCCGGCGCUUAAUUCACCAUCAGAAGCUGGCAGUGCCCAGCCCUCUGUGAAAGGUUUCAGUGGCAUAAGGAGGCCAUGGUUAAUAUUGUCACUGUUAAUGGUCGCUGGAGCUGUUGCAUUGAAAUAUGGAGCGGGUGGUGACAAACUUGAAAUGACGCCAGUCGAGCUCUUUGUUGGCACUGCAGGGUUCCUGGCGAACAAGGUUGCCAUUGUUCUCGCGGCAUUCAAACCCUUGCAGAGUAAUUUGAAGGCUGAAGACCGAUCUGGAGACUGAACAUAGUCAGGCUGCCUUGAAUAUACUAACAUUUAUAUAGCGGCUAUACAGUAUCAUGAUCUGAAUGUUAAUUAUCGAAGUGCCUAGUUCAAGUUUCCAGAGGGAACUUGAGCCUUAUCUCUAGCUCACAAGCACAGCUGCCGAUCACAAAUGCUCUUCUUGAAUCGUAAGCAUUUCUUUAAGGGUUCAACUCGGAUAUGAAUUUUUCAUCUGAAGUAUACCGAAACUUCACUGAUUUCACAUCACAGGCAUGGAGAUUGGCAGUGUGGCCUAUAUCAACAUUCCAGACAUUUGAACAGAUCCAAAUGAUAAUCUAGGUGACAUAGUAUAGAUGUAUAGUCACAUGAUAGUGCCAUAGGCUUAUAGCAGAACAAUAUAUUCUUCAGUGUAUGUAAAUCUGGUAUACUAAUGGUUACAAUUUUAAUGAUUAUGUAGCAGUAAUACUGCUGCUUCUAGCAGAAUAUAUUAUAUUAUUGGUGUAUAUAAAUCCGGUACUAAUGAUUCAAAUGUAAUAAUUACAAUGUAUGAAUAGAAAUCGCUUUGGUA
This is a messenger RNA of Oryza sativa Japonica Group (Japanese rice), 2154 nucleotides long. RefSeq lists its product as uncharacterized. The record is from RefSeq and is a predicted model, not a curated record. NCBI's taxonomy places the organism in Eukaryota, Viridiplantae, Streptophyta, Magnoliopsida, Poales, Poaceae.